Messenger RNA from Mesoplodon densirostris (Blainville's beaked whale), 4951 nucleotides. It is a transcript of the gene NEDD4L, whose product is annotated as NEDD4 like E3 ubiquitin protein ligase. The record is from RefSeq and is a predicted model, not a curated record. The coding region runs from base 1 to 3657 and encodes 1218 amino acids. The transcript has 27 exons. NCBI's taxonomy places the organism in Eukaryota, Metazoa, Chordata, Mammalia, Artiodactyla, Ziphiidae. Gene Ontology annotation, biological process: regulation of dendrite morphogenesis; ubiquitin-dependent protein catabolic process. Gene Ontology annotation, molecular function: ubiquitin protein ligase activity; protein binding; sodium channel inhibitor activity.
AUGGCAUUCCACACGCUCCCGCGGCGGAGCAGCCCUCACCCCUUCACCCCGAAUGGAGCAGAGGACGGCGGAGGCGGCCUGCAGGGAGACAUGGGCGCGCUCAAGCGCAGCACGUCCAUGUUCAUCCCACAGCUCCUGAGCCCCUUCGACGCGCGGCCCACCCGGAGCUCGUCCGUGCAGAUCUCGCUGCAGCGCAAGGCGGCCGACGGGGCCCCUGACGGGUGCGGGCUGGCCGAGGCCUUGGACGGCGACGCGGGCUCGGCCCCUCGGGGCGGCUGUCCGGAGCCCCCAGAGCCCGAGAGUCCCGAGAGCUCCCCUCCCAGAGCGGCGAGGGCUCCGGGCCCGCAGGUCAACGGUAUGUGUGGCCGCCAAGUGCUGGGCCCUGUAGCCCCCGACGGCCUCGGGGAGGCCGAGCCCUCUGCCGUCGGGGGCCGGGAGGGCGGCGGCGGACUCCGCAUCCAGCACCGCGCCUCCAGCGCAGACGUGCGACAGGUGAGGCUGACGCCCUUCGGGGCCGACGGCCAGAGCGGCCCAUCGGCGCCGGAGCCCAGGCGCUGGUCCCUGCAGCAUGUUCCAGAUGCUUCUGGAAGUUCCGGGAAGCGGUGCUUUGUCUUCCAGUUGCAGCAGCCGCAAGCCGGCGCGCCAGGGCUGGCCGGUGACUUCAACUUUGGGUUCACUGGCACCAAGGGGGACAGGUUGGUGAGGUAUCCCCGCAUUCGUCUGGAGAGGAGCACUUCGUACCCCACACAGCCCCGGGCUGAGCGUGGGAGCCCCACGGAAGAGCGCGGCCACCCGGGCCACCCAGAGACGCCACCUCGGGGCCGCAGGGUGGCUCCCGAAAUCCACAGGACCAACUCCGUGGAAAGGACGCCACAGGGUCAGGGCUGCACGUUUAAGAUCAGGCAGGAUCAAAAUGCGGGGCAACAGCAUUUCAGAAUUCUUGUGACUCGGGGGCCAGAGGAAGCCCCUCCGAGUCCCGAGGAGAAUAACGCCGCCAGCCCUGGUUCCACGGGAGCCUGCGCCUCGACACGAGACGACUUCCUGGGACAGGUGGACAUACCCCUUAGUCAUCUCCCGACAGAAGAUCCAACGAUGGAGCGACCCUACACAUUCAAGGAUUUUCUCCUCAGACCAAGAAGCCAUAAAUCUCGAGUUAAGGGAUUUUUGCGAUUGAAAAUGGCCUAUAUGCCCAAAAACGGAGGUCAAGAUGAAGAGAACAGCGAGCAGAGAGAUGAGAUGGAGCCCGGCUGGGAAGUCGUUGACUCGAAUGACUCGGCGUCGCAGCACCAGGAGGAACUCCCCCCCCCUCCCCUGCCCCCCGGGUGGGAAGAAAAGGUGGACAACUUGGGUCGCACUUACUAUGUCAACCACAACAACCGGACCACCCAGUGGCACCGACCCAGCCUAAUGGAUGUGUCCUCCGAGUCCGACAGCAACAUCCGGCAGAUCAACCAGGAGGCAGCGCAUCGGCGCUUCCGCUCACGCAGACACAUCAGCGAGGAUCUGGAGGUGGACCCCAGCGAGGGCGGAGACGGCCCUGAGCCCUGGGAGACCAUUUCGGAAGAAGUGAGCAUCAGUGGAGAUUCCCUCAGCCUGGCGCUGCCUCCACCACCCGCCUCGCCUGUGUCUCGGACCAGCCCCCAGGAGCUGUCUGAGGAGCUGAGCAGACGGCUUCAGAUCACUCCGGACUCCAAUGGGGAGCAGUUUGGUUCUUUGAUUCAGAGAGAACCUUCCUCGAGGUUGAGGUCCUGCAGUGUCACCGACGCAGUCGCAGAGCAGGCUCAUCUGCCGCCGCCCAGUGCCCCAGCUGGGAGAGCACGUUCUUCAACUGUCACGGGUGGUGAGGCUCCAACGCCAUCAGUGGCCUAUGUACAUACCACGCCGGGCCUACCUUCAGGCUGGGAAGAGAGAAAAGAUGCUAAGGGACGCACAUACUAUGUCAAUCAUAACAAUCGAACCACAACUUGGACUCGACCUAUCAUGCAGCUUGCAGAAGACGGUGCAUCCGGAUCCGCCACAAACAGUAACAACCAUCUAAUCGAGCCUCAGAUCCGCCGGCCUCGUAGCCUCAGUUCGCCAACAGUAACUUUAUCUGCCCCACUGGAGGGUGCCAAGGAUUCACCCAUACGUCGGGCUGUGAAAGAUACCCUUUCCAAUCCACAGUCCCCCCAGCCAUCACCUUACAACUCCCCCAAACCACAACACAAAGUCACACAGAGCUUCCUGCCACCCGGCUGGGAAAUGAGGAUAGCGCCCAACGGCCGGCCCUUCUUCAUUGACCAUAACACAAAGACUACAACGUGGGAAGACCCACGCCUGAAAUUUCCAGUGCAUAUGCGGUCAAAGGCAUCUUUAAACCCCAAUGACCUUGGCCCUCUUCCUCCUGGUUGGGAAGAAAGAAUUCACUUGGAUGGCCGAACGUUUUACAUUGAUCACAAUAGCAAAAUUACUCAGUGGGAAGACCCAAGACUACAGAAUCCAGCUAUUACUGGUCCGGCUGUUCCUUACUCCAGAGAAUUUAAGCAGAAAUAUGACUACUUUAGGAAGAAAUUAAAGAAACCUGCUGAUAUUCCAAAUAGGUUUGAAAUGAAACUUCACAGAAAUAACAUAUUUGAAGAGUCCUAUCGGAGAAUCAUGUCUGUGAAAAGACCAGAUGUCCUGAAAGCUAGGCUGUGGAUUGAAUUUGAAUCAGAAAAAGGUCUGGACUACGGGGGCGUGGCCAGAGAAUGGUUCUUCUUACUGUCCAAAGAGAUGUUCAACCCCUAUUACGGUCUGUUCGAGUACUCUGCAACGGACAACUACACACUUCAGAUCAAUCCCAAUUCAGGCCUCUGUAAUGAAGAUCAUUUGUCCUAUUUCACUUUUAUUGGAAGAGUUGCUGGUCUGGCAGUAUUCCAUGGGAAACUUUUAGAUGGUUUCUUCAUUCGACCGUUUUACAAAAUGAUGCUGGGAAAGCAGAUAACUCUGAAUGACAUGGAAUCUGUGGAUAGUGAAUACUACAACUCUUUGAAAUGGAUCUUAGAAAAUGAUCCGACUGAACUGGACCUUAUGUUUUGCAUUGAUGAAGAAAACUUUGGGCAGACAUAUCAAGUGGAUCUGAAGCCCAAUGGGUCAGAAAUAAUGGUAACAAAUGAAAACAAAAGGGAAUACAUUGACCUAGUCAUCCAGUGGAGAUUUGUGAACAGGGUCCAAAAGCAAAUGAACGCCUUCUUGGAGGGAUUCACGGAACUGCUUCCUAUCGAUUUGAUUAAAAUUUUUGAUGAGAAUGAACUGGAGUUGCUGAUGUGCGGCCUUGGCGACGUGGAUGUGAACGACUGGCGACAACAUUCUAUUUACAAGAACGGCUACUGCCCGAACCACCCUGUGAUUCAGUGGUUCUGGAAGGCUGUGCUGCUGAUGGACGCUGAAAAGCGUAUCCGGUUACUCCAGUUUGUCACAGGGACGUCCCGAGUCCCUAUGAAUGGAUUUGCCGAACUUUACGGUUCCAAUGGUCCUCAGCUGUUUACAAUAGAGCAAUGGGGAAGUCCUGAAAAACUGCCCAGAGCUCACACAUGCUUUAAUCGCCUUGACUUACCUCCAUAUGAAACCUUUGAAGAUUUACGAGAGAAGCUUCUCAUGGCUGUGGAAAAUGCCCAAGGAUUCGAGGGGGUGGAUUAAGCACCCCCUGCCUCGGGAGGGUUGUUCUUCACGCAAGUCCUGCUUGCACUUUUCCAUUCGCCUAACAGACUCUGCAGAGACGCUGGCAGAGAGCAGCGCACAGCGCGGACUCCCGGAGCAGCGCCUUCGCCCGCGACUUGCCCGCGCGCCAACAUGGGAACCCAGUCCCAGGUCGCGUUCCUGCGUUUUCCACCACGAGUUACCAACUGGUUGAUGUGUAUACUAAUUACAUUUUAGGAGGACUUAUUCUAUUUAUGUUGUGCCUCUGUAGGCCAAGCCCUUAAUAAAUAUUUUACAUACUUUAUAAUGACAGCGAAUGGAAUUAAUCACUCUACAGGUAUAGUAUUACAACUCAUGUUUACUUUUUAAAAUGAUUUAGACCGAUUUGCAGAUUUUAUUUCACUACAAUUAAAGAUGUCUCAUGUACUUGGAAAAGUGAGCAUAUUAUUUUUUUGUAUUUGAAUUUCACGCCAGGUUUAAUGUCGGUGACAUUUUUAUCUUUCAAGUACUUGGACAGCCCCACGCCCUACCUGAUUACAUUGGAAGAAUGACUUUUGUCCAAAAGCCUUCUACAGACAAAUACUUGGAGAGAAUUUAAACCAUAACAUUAGGCAUCAUGGCGAUUUUUUCCAUGCUCAGAAUGAAAACAAACUGGAUAAUUACGUUUUUUGUGCAAAUUUAGCGUAAUAGCUGCAGGCUGAGAGAAUUGUAUCAUAGCAUGAUAAAAUUUGUGUUGACUUGAAGGAAUCACACCAUUAUUCCUUAGAAGUAAUUACGUGUGCUAGAACACAUUUGAGGCAGGGUUGGACUGUCAUUUCUCGUAAGAGAAGUUACUUAACCCUUCCUGCUGCUGUACAGUCCUUCUUCUGUCAUAUCUCCCUCUUUGCUGUUCUCAGUAGAGACACUUGAAUGAAACUUGGCACUGCGCAAUUUGAAACUGUGGGAACUAGGCCUGUGCGGUCUCCUGUUUGUACACGUUUGCCGACGGUAACUAAAUAACCAACUUUUGUUCUAACCGCGCCAAUUCUGAAGGCACUUGCUGUAUGACAUGGAGGUCAUAUCUGGUUUCUGGGGGGGUUUUGUCAUGAGCAUUGACUGUGAUGCUGAUUUCUUCCCUCUGCACACACCUUUCCGGUGCAAUAUCUAUCAAUUGUGAAUCUGGCUGCUGGUGUAUAAAACCUGGCUGUAAAGCUGAGCCUACAGACCUGUCCUCACCGAUCGUUUUGUGAUUUCUACGCCACUGCAAAGAUUAAUAGACAGUUCAUCUAACCGGGUUUUGUUCCCAGUGACACGU